Plectropomus leopardus (leopard coralgrouper) is the source of this 1249-nucleotide messenger RNA. The record is from RefSeq and is a predicted model, not a curated record. NCBI's taxonomy places the organism in Eukaryota, Metazoa, Chordata, Actinopteri, Perciformes, Serranidae.
AGCGUUUGAGGAUGAAAGCAAGGCCAGGAUGGGCGUGGUGGAAUGUGCCAAACAUGACCUGGUGCAGCCAUUCAACGUGCUGCAUGAGAAAGAGGGUGAAGUUGUAGCUCAGUUCAAGUUCACCGUGCUGCUCAUGGCCAACGGACCCCUGCGAAUCACAAACAGCCUCUUUGAGCCAGAACUCUAUAAGUCUGAGCAUGAAGUGGAGGACCCGGAGCUGAAGGCUUUGCUUCAAAGCUCAGCCAGCCGUAAGACCCAGAAGAAGAAGAAAAAGAAGGCCUCAAAGACUGUUGAAAGCGCAACAGGACAGGCGAUGGAGACUGAAGCUGCAGAAUAGAUUUCUCUGACAGACAAUGGAUGACCCAAAGAACAGACGUCACAAAUCCUUCUGUCCCAGCUGUCUGAGGCACUUGCGGGCAUAGCCGCUGUGAAUACCUCUGAAUCUAACUGAUGUCAGUCUGGGAUGAUGCUGCUCCUAAAUUCUGUCACUCCACCUAAAACACACGCUCACACACGCACACACACACGCACACGCACACACGACCAUCCAUAGUAAAUCUCACUGUCCUUGAGACUGUCUUCUUCUCUUUACGGUGGACAAUAGUUCUGCUACAAAAGAGGGUAUUUUGUGCAAGGGCAUAACACUCACUGGAACAUUCAGCUAUUCGACUGACCUUGAGCCUUCGCCCCUUUCUCCACAAUAACUGUAGUGAAAGAUAUGGAAAGUAAAAUGAGUUUGACAGAGCGGCCAAGGAUGAUGAAUGCACAAUACUGUGUCGGGGUAAUUGUGUGGCAUUUAGAUAACUUCCUUGAGGUCAUAAACCUGAAGCCAUGCCUUUUUAAAUGAGUGUUCACUUGUUGUGGGCAGAAAUGUGUAACACCUGCGUUGAGCCCUGAAGUUAUGAGCAUAGACAUUACUAUUACUGCAUUUAUACUGCUCGCGCUUAGGUCUGUCUGCUAGUGUACAUUUGUAGGAAUCUGCUGUAGGUUACUCGGCUAACAACUCUAAAACUGACAAUUUAAGGCAUACCGGUUGAGUGAUUUAACGAGUGAAAACAUGAAUUUCUCAGUUGUGGAUGGUCUAACUCCUGCCAAGGGUUCAGCAUUCAGUCCUCUGGUGCCACCAUCGAGUCUGACAGUCUGUGUUUACAUAAGAAUUCCAUACCUGUUAGAUUUAUGGAUGCUUUUGUAAAACAAAUCCCAGUUUCAGAGACUAUUUUUGGAAACAUUAAAAAGCCACCUGACAUCA